CUUUCCGUUCAGACAUGGCGGAAUGUACACUUGUAAUAUCUGUGGUGGUCGUGUAGGAAUAUUUAACCGAAUAGUCCCGUUAUAGUCCUGCUUAUUUUCUUGCCCCAUUUCGAUCAAGCACAGGGGGAAGGUUUCCCCACGUGCACAACUUUCAUUCGGAGAAAGGUGAACAGAGCACGUUGUCAUCAUGGGUCGACGCUCGACUUCUUCCACCAAGAGUGGGAAAUUCAUGAAUCCCACAGAUCAAGCCAGAAAGGAGGCUCGAAAGAGGGAGCUGAAAAAGAACAAAAAACAAAGGAUGAUGGUGAGGGCAGCCGUCCUGAAGAUGAAAGAUCCUAGGCAGAUAAUCCGUGAUAUGGAGAAGCUGGAUGAGAUGGAGUUCAACCCGGUGCAACAGCCACUGUUGAAUGAGAAGGUCCUUCGGGACAAGAGGAAGAAGCUGAGGGAGACAUUUGAGCGCAUUGUACGUCUGUACGAAAGAGAAAACCCUGACACGUACAAGGAGCUGCGCAAGCUGGAACUGGAUUAUGAGACCAAGCGUGGCCAACUAUCUCUCUACUUUGACUCUGUGAAGAAUGCCGAAUCAGUGGAGGUUGAUAGCAUCCCACUGCCUGAGAUGCCUCAUGCUCCCUCCAGUAUUCUCAUCCAAGACAUUCCCCUCCCUGGGGCCCAGCCUCCCUCCAUUCUAAAGAAAGGCACAACUUUUGGGAAAGGUACCACGACGACGACGCCAGCCCCCACAUCGGCUGCUGUGGCAGGGGUCCCCCGGCUCCCUCCGGGCAGGAAGCCUCCCGGUCCCCCUCCUGGACCUCCUCCUCCACAGGUCCUGCUGCAGUACGGGCGCAGAGGCCAGCAGCACAGGAGGCCUGGAGACGCAGAUGCUGGUGACGCCUUGUCAGACACUGAAGCCAUGGACACCACAGGGGGCCGGGACAGUGGCAGCGAGAGUGACCACGACGGGGAUGACCGAGAGGACGACGAUGAGAGCGACAGCGAGGAUGAUAGUGACAUGGACAGAGAGGAAGGCGACGAAGACAGAAGGAAGAGGGAGCGGCUUGACGACAGAGAUCAAGACAGAGAUGAGGACAGAGACCGAGGACGCAUUGUACGCUUUGCAGACAUGCCUUCUCCUCCCAGGGAGAGGAGGAAGAAGAAGAGACUGGUGAAGAAGACUAAGGCCAUCACACCACUGCAGGCUAUGAUGCUCAGGAUGGCAGGUCAGUCUGUCCCAGAAGAUGAGGAGGAGGAAGAAGAGGAAGAGGAGUACACCGAUUCUGAUGGCUCUGACACUGAAGAUAGAUCGGCACCUGGCGAUAGCCAGCCUGGUGUUCCCAGAAUGCCAACUGCCCCCGCACCAAUGGGGGCCCAGCAGCCUCCUCCACACAUGCAGGCUCCACCAAUGGCAGGGCCUCCUCCGCUAGGACCACCACCAGCUCCACCAAUGAGACCCCCGGGACCACCUUCUGGUCCGCCUCCUGGGCCACCACCAGGUGCGCCGCCAUUCCUAAGACCCCCGGGUAUACCAGGUGCCCUGAGAGGGCCGAUGCCUCGUAUGCUUCCACCAGGACCUCCCCCUGGUCGUCCACCAGGUCCCCCUCCAGGUCCUCCUCCAGGUCUACCCCCUGGCCCUCCACCCAGAGGACCCCCGCCCAGGCUACCCCCACCUGCACCACCAGGUAUACCGCCUCCUCCACCUCGUGCCGGACCUCCACGCCCCAUGGCCCCCCCUCUUUCUCUCUUCCCUCCGCCGCUUAACCCCAACGUCCUCAGUGCACCCCCCAGCAUUGUGCACCGACAGAAGCCUGCCUCUGGUGCAGCAGAGGGCGCUCAGAACAACCCCAACGCUCCAUCCAUGAUGCCACCGCCUCCAAUGCCCAUGCGCCCCGGUGUCAUGCAGAUGCCUCCUCCUCCGGGCACCACUGCCCCACAGGCCAGUGCCACCCAGGGCAACCCUCCCACUCACCACCAUGCGCCCACCAUCGAGAAGCGCGCCAACAUCACCUCGGUGUCAGGGGCCGCAGGGGCUGGACAGCCGGGCGCACCUGGUGGAGCAACGAUCUCUGCCAAGCCCCAGAUCAUCAAUCCCAAGACGGAGGUCACCCGCUUUGUGCCCACUACACUGCGUGUCCGAAGGGACAAGGCGUCGACUGGCGGGGUGGUGGAGAAAGGUGGCCGUAAGGGAGACGAGCUGGGUGGAGGCCCAGGGCAGAAACAGCAGGCCAUGACUGCACCAACAUUGUCAGCCAACAUCAACCAGCCCUCGGUCAACCCACCCAACAUGAAGACCAAGGAUCAAAUGUACGAGGCCUUCAUGAAGGAGAUGGAGGGGCUCCUGUGAAACUGAGGAAGAGAGCAUGAAGCUAAGAGCAAUUAGGACUGAGAGUGGAGAAAUUAUUUGAUUUUCAUGUCAAAUAUGUGAAGUGAGUGUUUUUAGACUGAAACAGUGUUUGAGUCUUAUUUCGGCCCUUUAAAUUGUCACAGUCCUUGUGUAAAUCUUUUUUAUAUUGUGUUUCAGUUUGAUUGAUAAAGGAUGUGGGAGUUCAAGUCAGUGGGGCAAUAUGGCCUUAGGAUGUAGGUGUUAUACAACAAAUCUGCUUACAAUGUGUCUGAAGUUGCUAAACCUGAUGUUGAAUAAAUACUUGAAACCCCA
Molecule: messenger RNA, 2650 nt
Organism: Alosa alosa (allis shad)
Lineage: Eukaryota; Metazoa; Chordata; Actinopteri; Clupeiformes; Clupeidae
Gene: wbp11
Product: WW domain-binding protein 11
Exons: 12
Coding region: 188-2338 (716 amino acids)
Biological process (GO): mRNA cis splicing, via spliceosome
Cellular component (GO): spliceosomal complex
Source: RefSeq, a predicted model, not a curated record